CUCCCAAAAAUGGCGUCUGUCUCCUCCUCCUUAUCCCUCUGCUUCCUUUCUCCUCAUGCCCAAGCUCGCUCCAACAAACCUCCACGUAAACAGCUUUCUCUCAAGAAGCCUAAGAGCAUUAGCCCCUCUCCUCCACAGCCUCUCUCCUUCGUCUCCGGCGGCCAAGCCACCACCUACACUCGUCUACCUCCCAGAGACGAUGACUUAUUGUUCCUUUCCGAAUCAGCUACAGAGAUCAAAUUGUCCGAUUUAGUAAUUCCCACCCAUAAACCAAAGAAACCCACCUUUGCUACUGAAGAUAAGAUAGAGGAUGAUGUAGAAUCCAGUACCAAUGAGGAGGAGCCAGGGUUUGAUUAUGGGAAAUUUGAGUUAUUUGAGAUAAAUUCUGACGAUGAAAUUGAAGAUGACAAGUUUGAUGAAGAUGAAUUGGAAUUUGAGAACAAAGGAGAAGAAGAUGAUGAUGAGGAUAAUGAGAGAGAGAAGGAGAAAGGAGUGCCUGCAGUUAUGAGAUGUUUUGACAGGGCGAAAAUCUAUGUAAGGUCCGGGGAUGGAGGUAAUGGAGUGGUGGCCUUCCGCCGUGAGAAAUUCGUGCCGUUAGGUGGACCUUCCGGUGGCGAUGGUGGAAGAGGAGGAAAUGUAUAUUUGGAAGUUGAUGGUUCCAUGAAUUCUUUGCUACCGUUUAGGAACAGCAUUCAUUUUCGGGCUGAGAGAGGGAGUCAUGGGCAGGGGAGCAAGAUGAAUGGAGCAAAGGGAGAGGAUGUUGUUGUGAAGGUGCCACCUGGGACUGUGGUGAGGGCCGCCGGAAAAGAUGGGGUUCCGGGAGAUGUGUUGUUAGAGUUGUUACAUCGAGGGGAUAGGGCUUUAUUGUUGCCUGGUGGAAGAGGUGGAAGGGGAAAUGCUUCCUUUAAGUCAGGGGCCAAUAAGGUGCCUAGAAUUGCAGAGGAUGGAGAAGAGGGUCCUGAAAUGUGGUUGGAAUUGGAGCUGAAGUUGGUUGCAGAUAUUGGAAUAGUGGGUGCUCCGAAUGCAGGAAAAAGCACUUUUCUCAGUGUUAUUAGCGCUGCUCAGCCGAACAUUGCAAAUUACCCCUUCACUACGCUACUUCCCAAUUUGGGUGUGGUCUCAUUUGAUUAUGAUGCUUCUAUCGUUGUGGCAGAUCUUCCAGGUUUACUUGAAGGAGCACACCGAGGUUUUGGUUUGGGCCAUGAGUUUCUUCGCCAUACUGAAAGAUGUUCAGCUCUGGUACAUAUUGUUGAUGGCUCGUCUCAACAACCAGAAUACGAAUAUGAUGCAGUUCGACUUGAGCUAGAAAUGUUCAGUCCUGAAAUUGCUGAAAAGCCGUUUAUAGUUGCAUACAACAAAAUGGAUCUCCCUGAGGCAUAUGAAAAGUGGAAAUCAUUCCAGGAGAACCUUCGUUCACGUGGGAUUGAACCUUUUUGCAUAAGUGCAAUAAAUAGAGACGGGACUCGAGAAUUGAUUACCGCAGCUUAUGAGCUUGUACGGCAAAGAAUUGAAGAUGCAAAAGAUGAAAGUUGGAGAGAGCCUGCACAUUUCAGUCACGUGGCUGAAAUGGUGAAAAAGCAGCGUACUGCUCCGAUCAAUGAUUUUGAAAUCUCUCAUGAUACUACUUCCAAUACAUGGCAUAUUGAAGGAGCAGGCUUGCAACGAUUUGUUCAAAUGACAAACUGGAAAUAUAUGGAUUCUGAUAGAAGGUUCCAGCAUGUUCUAGAGGCAUGUGGUGUUAACAAGUCUUUAAUUAAACAAGGUGUGAAGGAAGGUGAUACAGUUAUCAUUGGCGAGAUGGAGAUGGUGUGGCAUGAUUCUCCGACCAAUUCCGGCCCUAAUAGGAAGCUCUCAACAGGAUCUGUCAAAUGGGCUGAUUGGAAAUGAUCCAUGUAUGUCCUCCUCUGAAGAAAGGUGCUGCUUAUUUAUGAAGUGGCUGACAGAUGUUGAUGGGCUGGGGAUGAUUAGUGAAGUAGUUGAUAUACAAGUUGAAAGGUUAUUUAUAUAAUUUUGUUGCAUAUAGGAGUAGCGUCAAGUCAUAACUUAUUCAUUAGUGUUGUAUUGUAAUUAGUUUCUGACAUAAAUUUUGAAGAUAGUAAUAGCCCUUCUGAUAGAAACAUAAGCAUGCCCUUUGAAA
This is a messenger RNA of Cynara cardunculus var. scolymus (artichoke), 2137 nucleotides long. RefSeq names its product GTP-binding protein OBGC, chloroplastic. The record is from RefSeq and is a predicted model, not a curated record. The transcript is spliced from 7 exons. The coding region runs from base 10 to 1887 and encodes 625 amino acids. Gene Ontology annotation, cellular component: mitochondrion. NCBI's taxonomy places the organism in Eukaryota, Viridiplantae, Streptophyta, Magnoliopsida, Asterales, Asteraceae. Gene Ontology annotation, molecular function: GTP binding; magnesium ion binding; GTPase activity.